Messenger RNA from Enterospora canceri, 534 nucleotides. Lineage: Eukaryota; Fungi; Microsporidia; Enterocytozoonidae. The record is from the annotation of a GenBank genome assembly.
AUGAUACUGCUUGAGAUACUGACGAAGCAGAGUAGAAUAAUACGAAGGAAGACGAAGCAGAUUGAGGAGAUGAAGCAGAGUUUGAAGGAAAGAGAGAAUAAGGGUGAGAAGGAAGUGAAGAGAAGAGAGAAUAAGGGUGAGAAGGAAGUAAAGAGAAGAGGAAGGCCAAGGAAGAUAGACUUAACUAAGGCAGAUUCAAUAAAGACAGACUUAACUAAGGCAGAUUCAAUAAAGACAGACUUAACUAAGGCAGAUUCAAUAAAGACAGACUUAACUAAGGCAGACUCAAUUAGGACAAAUUCAACUAAGGCAGAUUUAAUCAAUAAUGGUAACAAACCUGAGAAAAGAAAAAGAGGUAGACCAAGGAAAAACAGUCAACUACCUGAUAGUAAUCAACUACCUGGUACCAAUACGAUCAAACAACCUGUUGAAGUAUCAGACAGAAUUGAACAGACGCCAAAGAGUGAACUGAAACCAAUAGCAAAAAUACGUAUCAAGCCUACUACAAGAUUCAUAGAUGAAACAGACGAGUAA